GAUUGCCUUCCUCCUGCUGCUAAGUUCGUGUGGAGUUAGUAGCUUAGCUUGGAUCAGAGCUAACCUUUUUGGUAGAAAAGAUUAUUAAAAUGAGUUUUAUMUUUCAUGUCGGACAGAGGUAGCUGAGUGAAUUUGUCCACGAUGUCGUCGUUCCGCCUCAUAGUUUCACUGAAAGUCUUUCAGCCUCCAUGUAAGCUGUCAACGAAGGGUUUCUGCUCAGGAAGAUACGGAAGAGCCAUUAGCUGCCUGAAUUUAACCCGACAUUUCAGCUCCGAGUCGCAUAACACUAAGGUGCCAAAGGCUCCAACGUGGAAACCAGUACAAGAGGAGCAGCUUCCUCCGCCUGCCGUAGUCCCCGCUGAUCUGGUCGACAAGCUGGAGCGACUGGCUUUGGUGGAUUUCCGCACCAAACAAGGCCUGACCUGUCUGGAAAAGGCCAUCCGGUUUGCAGACCAGCUUCACCUUGUCGACACGGCAGGAGUKGAACCGAUGGAUUCGGUUCUGGAGGACAGAGCUUUGUAUCUAAGGAAUGACACGGUCACGGAGGGCGACCAUGUCGAGGAGCUGCUUAAACUCGCAAAACACAGGGUCGAAGAAUAUUUUGUUGCACCACCAGGAAAUAUUCCUCUACCUGAAAGGGAGGAGAGGACUGCCAUGCUGAAACACUCCGAGUUCUGAUGGGUUCAUUUGGAUUAAUUUUUUUUGAUUUGUUGCAAGUGUUUUGUUUUUAAUUGGGAUAUGUGUGUCUGUCAUGAACUACAGUAUGGGUCAAAUGUGCUGAGCUCAUAAUUUACACGUUCAAAUUGGUCAUUUCAGUUUGAGAAACGUCAGAUGUGUGUGUGGCAGGUUUCACACCCACCAGCUUUUACACAGCUUCAGACAAACCUGUAUAGGUUUCAGUUUCAGUUCUUAUAGUAAAAGGUGAAUAAGCUGUGUUUGGAGGAAUUGUUUUACUGCACAUCACAGUUUAGACCUACAUUAUUUCAAUCUGGCUUUUCUUUCAUGUAAAUUAAGUUUUACUUAAUCAGAAUAACCAACAGAAACUUUAUUCUGGAGGGUGACUGAUACAUCGGCCGGCCAAUAUUUGUGUUGUUUUAUUUUGUUCUAUUUUAUUUUAUUUUUUGUGUUUGCAUCAGCUGAUGCAUGCAUUCGCCGAUAAAAUAAAGACAGUCUUACCUUCAAAA
Messenger RNA from Austrofundulus limnaeus, 1184 nucleotides. It is a transcript of the gene gatc, whose product is annotated as glutamyl-tRNA amidotransferase subunit C. Gene Ontology annotation, biological process: glutaminyl-tRNAGln biosynthesis via transamidation; mitochondrial translation; regulation of translational fidelity. The transcript is spliced from 5 exons. The coding region runs from base 142 to 678 and encodes 178 amino acids. Gene Ontology annotation, cellular component: glutamyl-tRNA(Gln) amidotransferase complex; mitochondrion. The record is from RefSeq and is a predicted model, not a curated record. NCBI's taxonomy places the organism in Eukaryota, Metazoa, Chordata, Actinopteri, Cyprinodontiformes, Rivulidae.